AUGUCCUACCCGCAGGGCUACCUGUACCAAGCGCCCGGCUCGCUGGCGCUCUACUCGUGCCCCGCGUACGGCGCGUCCGCGCUGGCCGCGCCGCGCAGCGAGGAGCUGGCGCGCUCGGCGUCGGGCUCCGCGUUCAGUCCGUACCCCGGCUCGGCGGCCUUCACAGCACAGGCGGCGACCGGCUUCGGCAGCCCGCUGCAAUACUCGGCAGACGCAGCCGCUGCAGCCGCCGCGGGCUUCCCGUCCUACAUGGGCUCGCCAUACGACACGCACACCACCGGAAUGACUGGCGCUAUCAGCUAUCACCCAUAUGGCAGCGCGGCCUACCCAUACCAGCUCAACGACCCUGCGUACCGCAAGAAUGCCACGCGGGACGCCACUGCCACCCUAAAAGCCUGGCUCAACGAGCACCGCAAGAACCCGUACCCCACCAAGGGAGAGAAGAUCAUGCUGGCCAUCAUCACCAAGAUGACCCUCACGCAGGUCUCCACUUGGUUCGCCAACGCGCGCCGACGCCUCAAGAAGGAGAACAAGAUGACCUGGGCCCCGAGGAACAAAAGCGAGGACGAGGACGAGGACGAAGGAGAUGCUGCCAGGAACAAGGAAGAGAAUCCGGACAAGGCUCAGGAUGGCACCGAGACCUCGGCCGAGGAUGAAGGAAUCAGUCUGCACGUCGACUCGCUCACGGACCACUCGUGCUCGGCGGAGUCAGACGGGGAGAAACUGCCCUGCCGCGCAAGGGAUCCCUUGUGCGAAUCGGGUUCCGAGUGUAAGGACAAGUUUGAGGACCUGGAGGAUGAGGAGGAUGAAGAAGAUGAGUGCGAGCGGGACCUGACGCCUCCCAAGCCCGUGACCUCCUCGCCACUCACGGGCGUGGAGGCACCCCUGCUGAGCCCGGCGCCCGAAGUCGCGCCGCGCGGUGGCAGCGGUGGCAAGACGCCCCUAGGCAGCCGGACGUCGCCUGGAGCGCCGCCGCCCGCCAACAAGCCCAAGCUGUGGUCGCUGGCCGAGAUCGCCACUUCGGACCUCAAGCAACCAAGCUUGGGCCCGGGUUGCGUACCUCCGGGUCUGCCAGCUGCCGCCGCGCCCGCCUCAUCUGGGGCCCCUCCGGGAGGCUCGCCCUACUCAGCCUCUCCGCUGCUGGGCCGCCACCUCUACUAUACGUCGCCUUUCUAUGGCAAUUACACAAACUACGGGAACUUGAAUGCCGCGCUGCAAGGCCAGGGCCUUCUGCGGUACAACGCGGCGGCCUCCGCACCAGGCGAGACACUGCACGCCGUGCCCAAGGCAGCUAGCGACGCGGGCAAGGCGGGCUCGCACCCGCUGGAGUCCCACUACAGGCCUCCGGGCGGCGGCUACGAGCCCAAGAAAGAUGCCAGUGAGGGCUGUGCGGUUGUUGGCGCAGGCGUCCAGCCCUACCUAUAG
This is a messenger RNA of Arvicola amphibius (Eurasian water vole), 1425 nucleotides long. It is a transcript of the gene Irx2, whose product is annotated as iroquois homeobox 2. Gene Ontology annotation, molecular function: RNA polymerase II cis-regulatory region sequence-specific DNA binding; DNA-binding transcription factor activity, RNA polymerase II-specific. Lineage: Eukaryota; Metazoa; Chordata; Mammalia; Rodentia; Cricetidae. The coding region runs from base 1 to 1425 and encodes 474 amino acids. Gene Ontology annotation, cellular component: nucleus. The transcript has 4 exons. Gene Ontology annotation, biological process: neuron differentiation; regulation of transcription by RNA polymerase II; cell development. The record is from RefSeq and is a predicted model, not a curated record.